Molecule: messenger RNA, 2239 nt
Organism: Dermacentor andersoni
Lineage: Eukaryota; Metazoa; Arthropoda; Arachnida; Ixodida; Ixodidae
Product: beta-scruin-like
Molecular function (GO): protein binding
Source: RefSeq, a predicted model, not a curated record
AUGAUCUCCUGCGAGCAGGAGGCAAGGUGCUCGGAGUGGAGGGGCCGCCAGCACUCUUACCAAAUUCUGGCUUCCUCGGUUGACCCCAACCUGGGACUCGCCCUCGUGCUCGAAAACGACAACCAUACGUGCAGCACCCCGUACUCGGAUACCGCGGUGGUGAUCGACUCCAUCAGACGGUGCAAAAAGAUCUCUUCCGCAACCACGUGGGGCGUCCUGUCUUUCGGCGGCAUCGAUCUGAAUCGACCGGCUUGCCACGAGAUAGGUCGUUUGACCUUGUACUUUGGGGCGCUCAAGAAUGGCUGGCAGAUGCUGGACCCAAUGCCCGAGCCGAGGAACUACCACACGGCUUCUCUCGUGGGCGACGAAGUCUUCGUUGUUGGGGGCUGCGAUCCGAGCCGGACCCGCUGUGACGAGAUGGUGUCUUCGGACUCGGUCUUCUGCUUCUCAACGGGCCAUAAGUCGUGGAGCGAGAGAGCCAAGCUUCCCGAGGCGCGAGCUUUUCACGGGGCCGCUGUAGUCGAUGACCAACUGUACGUCGUCGGAGGUCGCGACCAGAGUGGCAGUUACCUCGACACGGUUGUAGUGUACAGCCCUAUGUUGAACGCUUGGUCCAUGCUCCUGAACUUGCCGGUUGCGUUAAUGGGAGCUGCGGUGGUGGUCUACCAAGGGAGGAUAUGGGUGCUCGGAGGAGUAGCACUGGACAGGAGCAGUGCACCAGCGGAUUCUGCUAAAGUACACCCGCUGGAUGAUGUGCUUAUCGUUGACACGCGCCGACGAAGGUGCUUCAAAGGGCCCUCCCUCCCUUUUGCCUGUGCUUUCGGAGCUGGAGCCGUCAGUGCCAACCAGAUCUGGCUCUGUGGUGGCAUGACUCCAGCCGAGAAAGGCAAACUGAAGAGCACGUGCAACAUCUACGUUCUAGACCACGGUGCCUGGGUGUUCUACGACGUCCUUUCCCUCAACCGGCACGCUUUUCCGGCCGCCAGCUACGCUGACACGUUUGUGAUGGUGUUCGGAGGCGUCAGCACGAGCUACGAGGGAUCCGUGGACGAGUGCGAGAUAUUCUGCACUGGCCCCAGCCACGGGAACCUCCGGCUUCGCUCUCCCCCGUUCCCUCUCGCCGGCCACGCUUGCGUCGUGCUGCCUCCAGGCGGCGAUGCCGAACCCGACGUUCGCGACAUCUGGCGGCGAAUGUUUGACGCUGCGAAGCGAACGUGACGUUCUCGUUAGCCAGCGUUACUCGAUUUUCAUUACACCACUUCCCGCGAUUUCGUAUCUCUUAUUCGCGUUAAUUUAGAUCGCAAUGUGAAACGUCGGUGCGACCUUAUGCACUAGGAAAUAAGUCGGCGUUUGGCAUCCCAGCUGUGAUUAAGGCCUGGCCGCAUCUUUCUCAUGGAUGGCUUGGUGGGCUAGUUGGUGAAGCAUCUUGAAGAGUUAGAAGUGCACGAACACGAGGACAGAGUGAGGAACAACAAGACACAGCGCUGUGUCCUGUUGUUUCUCACUCUGUCCUCGUCUGUGUGCGCUGUUAGCCCUUUAACAUAUCUCUCUGCUCCUAAAUCGCUCUAAUCAAUAAACCAAUCUUAGCACAUUUGUUCACACUCGUGUCAACUAUAAAAUUAUCGCUUCUGUCACAUGUAUUCUGUCACAUUGUCACAUGUCUCUCAUAGAGCGCAUUCAGAACCAAUUGGCGUCAUCACUGAUAGUUUGUUACAUUUCUGAUAUAAUUACCCAACGACGCCACCACAAUAUUUUGUUCCUACGCAAUCUCUAUUACAACAUAAUUAUGCUAAUCAACUUUCAUUCGUUUUUGUUGAUAGUAAUUUAUUGAUAAGUAACAUCCCACUAGAUCUCCUCUUUAUUACCCAUAGUGCGCAAUUUAGUAAUAUAAACAUGACUCCGUGGCAUUUAAGGGUACUGCUGAAAAUUUACCACAUGCCUUGAAAUUUUUACAAUCAUAACAUUUAAAUUGUCCCAUUCCAUUUUCCAAAUUUCCAUCUUGAAUAAUGUUAUAUUUAUGUGUUGUUGAUAAUUUUUCGUAUAUCUUUUGUUGCUAAUUUUUGCACUGAUUGAAAUGUAUUUUUUAAUUAGUUUGCAUUUUAAACUAUUAUAGUGUUCCAUUUUGUUCUAUAGUGGCUUAAGUUUAAUAUACAUUGGUUCAGAAAAUUAUUUUUAGAGUGCUUGUUCAUAUUUAUAGUUAUUGCUUUUGAGGCUCCUUACUUUAAUAUCCUUUUCUGCA